CCGAAACGUUGACACACAUUUUAAGUGUAAUAAUUUAUUAUUGUCACAUUUUUAGUGAUUUUUUAAAUUGAACCAUGGAAUACUGUGUGGCAAUUGUGUUCUUGACAUUCUUGUGUGUUUGUUUGUCACAAAUUGAAAACGACGACACGGGACAACCAACAAACACAAAUGUUGUGUGCUCUGUGUGUACGUGUGAGCAGCACUAUGUGGACUGCAGUGGGAAGGAGAUAAAAAAGAUGUUCCAGGAAGAAGAGUGGGCAGAUCUAAACGUCACAGGCAUCCUAAACUUAGACUUCAGCGGGAACCCCCUCAACAUCCUAUACAAAGUGCCUGACCUGCCCAUCAGCAAGCUGAACCUGUCUCACUGCGAGCUGGGGGACAUCGUGGAUGGGGCAUUUGGGGAGCUGGAGGAAUUGGAGAGCUUAGACCUCAGCCAGAACCAUCUGUCUACUGCUGCGGUCAGCAAGAAGAUCUUUGCUGCAGCAUUGCUGAUACCUGACGGAAUACCAUCCCCGGACGCUCCCAAGCCAGUCUUCUCCAACAUGCGCAACCUAAGUCUGGCCUACAAUGACAUUCACGCGCUGCCAAAGGACAUUUUUAUGUUCAUGCCGGACCUGAGACUGCUAGAUUUGAGUGGGAACCCGCUGUCACUGAUUGAUCAGGUCACCAUGGUUGCCUUGAGCGAUAUCAAAUUGACGGACCUAAGCCUGGCAUCCUGCGAGCUAGAAUCACUUCCUGAAGGUCUACUCCGCCGUCAGAGGAGGCUGAAGAGACUGGAUUUGAGCAACAACCGAUUCACGACAAUACCUUCUGUGCUGGGCGAGGCUGUCAACCUGGUCGCUCUCAACUUUGACCGGAAUUCUUUGACCAACCUCACCGAGAAGACCGCCCUAUUAUCCCUGAACAAGCUCCAAGAACUACGUCUAUGCAGACAGAGCCGUCUGCAGUUUAUUGCCGCAGGAGCCCUGGGCGGGCUGGAGUCUCUAACGUCACUCUAUAUCACCAACAACCCGCGACUGAACACCAUAGACCCGGGUUUCCUGACGUGGGAAGACGAACAUGAGAAUGAGCAGACGCCGCAACUUGAAGAACUGUACCUGAACAACAACAACAUAACCUCUAUCAGCUCGGAAUUCCUGGACAACUGGCACCAGCUGAAGCGAGCAGAUUUCUCCAGCAACCCGUAUGUGUGCGACUGCAACAACCAGUGGAUGGUUGAAGUGCUGGUGCCUUUGCUGUUCAAGAUGGACCUCGGAGGCAUUACGGCUAAUAUGAUCUGCAAGAAGCCCAGCGACGUGCGAGGGUUAUCCUUCGAGGCGCUGCAGCUGACCAACCGCACGCUGGUUUGCGCGGAGAUGGAGGAGAUCAACUCCGUACCCGCGCCGGACAUGGCCAUCCUGCUUGGAGUCAUGAUAGGCAUCUUCGUGACCUUCCCCAUAGUCCUGGUGCUGGUGAUCCUCUGGAAGAAGGGCUACUUCCAGAAGUGGAGGAAAGUGAAAGCGGACGAGACGGAUUACGAAGAUGAUGACGCGUUCUAACUUUCACCGCCAGGAU
Molecule: messenger RNA, 1554 nt
Organism: Plodia interpunctella (Indianmeal moth)
Lineage: Eukaryota; Metazoa; Arthropoda; Insecta; Lepidoptera; Pyralidae
Product: slit homolog 1 protein-like
Exons: 9
Coding region: 75-1538 (487 amino acids)
Cellular component (GO): extracellular matrix
Molecular function (GO): protein binding
Source: RefSeq, a predicted model, not a curated record